CGGACCAACAUGGGGACAACAGGAUUCUGGAGCUCGCUGUGGCUCGUGUACCUGACGCUGCUGGUCGGCUCACUCUCUCAGGAAGAAUCUCACAUUGGUCACGUGUGCACGACAUGGGGUCACAAUCACUACAAGAGCUUUGACGGAAACUUCUACCAACUGGCCUCGUCCUGCAACCACUUGAUGGCCACAAGGUGCAGGAGCGAGAACGAGAACGAGAACGAGUACUUCAACAUCCAGAUGAGGCGGAAGGUCGUCGACGGCGUCCCCACCAUCGACAAGAUCACCAUGAUGAUGGAGGCCACUGUGGUGGAGAUCUCCAGCAGUGGUGUGGUCGUCGACGGCAAAGAAGUGUCUACACCGGUCAACACCUUCGGGGUGACUGUGAGGUCCACCCCCACCAGUAUCACUGUGGACGCCAAGUUGGGCAUCACAGUGAUCUGGAACACGGACGACUCCCUGGACAUUGAAAUCGAUGAAAAAUACAAGGGCCAGGUGUGUGGACUCUGUGGAAACUUUGACGAAAACAGCGGCAACGACUUCAACAUCGAAGAUAUCCCUCUGUCACUCGAAGCCUUUGCCGAGUCCAACAAGGUGAACAAUCCGACCGAGUUGUGCGAAUUGCCUGAUGUCCAGGACAUGGAAGAAUGCGGGGACGUGACUUUCUGUGAAGAGGUUUUCAACCAUACAGCGUUCGACAGCUGCAAAGAGCUUCUGGAUUUGCCGUCCUUCGGUAAAGCCUGUAUGUCCGACAUGUGUCACGCCGUCAACGGCAGCAAAAAUGUCCUCUGCCAGACCCUGUCAGAGUUCUCCCGACAGUGCAUCCACGGUGGCGGCUCGCCACAACAGUGGAGGACUGAAGACUUUUGCAAGAAGGAGUGUCCGUCAAACUUGCAGUUCAUGGAGUGCACAAGCUCAUGUCCUGACAGCUGCACCACACCUCAGGCCAGCCAGACGUGUGACAACCACUGCCACGACGGCUGUGGCUGCCCUGACGGAAUGGUCAUCGAUGACAUCACAAACAGUGGCUGUAUUAAAGUGUCAGCGUGUCCGUGUCAGCACCAGAACAAAUUCUACCAAUCUGGAGACAGCUACAAAAUCAACUGCAGAUCCUGUUUGUGUGUUGGUGGUCAGUGGAAGUGUGUCGAGAACGACUGCCCAGGACGAUGCUCUUUGGACGGAGGAUCUCACGUCAACACCUUUGAUGGAAAGAGUUACACCUUCCACGGAGACUGCUCCUACAUUAUGGCAAAGGGAGACAAUGGUACGUUCACUGUGAUCGUGGAACUGGUCAAGUGUUCUCUGAGUGACAGCAGCACCUGCCUCAAGUCUGUGACUCUGUUCUUGAGACACAAAACUGUGACUGUUAAAGUUACGUCCAAUAAGGUGUUUGUGAACAGCAUUCUCUCACAGCUGCCACUGUACAUCGCGGAGGUGAACAUCUUCAAGCCAUCGUCCACACACAUGGUCAUCAGCACCAAGGUGGGCAUUCAAAUGAUGAUCCAGCUGUUGCCCAAGAUGCAGGUCGUCCUCACAGCUGAUUCUUCACUCAGCGGAACCACCAAGGGACUGUGCGGGAACUUCAACAACAAAGAGAUAGAUGACUUCAGGGUGAGCAGUGGACUGGUGGAGGGAACCACCUCAGCUUUUGUCAACACACUGAAAAACGAAGGCAAAUGCCCCGACAUCCAAACUCGCCUGGUCCACCCGUGCUCCCAGGGCAUCAACAAAGAGAGUUACGCCAGAUACUGGUGCUCCAAACUGACGGAGCCCACAGGAAAGUUUGCUCCGUGCCACGACUUCAUCAGCCCCUCCUCCUACUUUGAUAACUGCUUGUACGACACCUGUGACUGUGAUCAAAGUGAGACCUGCAUGUGUGCCGCGGUCUCCGCGUACGUCUUGGCGUGUUCGGAGGCGGGAGUCCACCUGACCGGCUGGAGGUCGACCGUCUGUGAAAAGUUCAAGAACUGUUCAGAGGGACUGGUGUACAGCUACGACAUGACGAGCUGCAAACGGACCUGCCAAUCCCUGAGUCAGCCCGACUACACCUGCAUGGUCAACCACCCCAGAGUGGACGGCUGUGGCUGCCCCGACGGAAAGUACUUAAACGAUGAAGGGAAGUGUGUGCUCAAGAGCAUUUGUCCCUGCUACGAUAAAGACACAACUAUAUCUCCUGGAGGGACUCACAAAGUGGACAACAACACAUGCAUCUGCAAUCAAGGAGUUCUCAGCUGCACUGGGGGACCUCUAUCUUCAUGCUACGACCCAAUGAUUUACUUAAACUGCUCUGAACCUGAGGACACUGGGGUCGAGUGUCAGAGGAGCUGCAGCACUCUGGACAUGGAGUGUCUCAGUCAAGGCUGUGCUCCAGGCUGCAUGUGCCCUGACGGUACGGUGCUGGACGGUAAAGGUGGAUGUAUCAAAGAGAGCGACUGUCCGUGUGUCCACAACGGAAAGGCCUACCAUCCAGGAGAGACGCUGACUGUGGACUGCAACACCUGCUCCUGCAAAAACAGGAAGUUCACCUGCACUGACAACGUUUGUGAUUCUGUUUGUGGAAUCUAUGGCGACGGUCACUACAUCACAUUUGACGACAAGAGGUUCGACUUCAACGGAGAGUGUGACUACACACUGGUGCAGGUAAUGUGACAUCGUCAUCAUCGUCAUCAUUAUGAAUCAA
This is a messenger RNA of Solea senegalensis (Senegalese sole), 2680 nucleotides long. RefSeq names its product mucin-5B-like. The transcript is spliced from 20 exons. Gene Ontology annotation, molecular function: protein binding. Gene Ontology annotation, cellular component: extracellular matrix. The record is from RefSeq and is a predicted model, not a curated record. Lineage: Eukaryota; Metazoa; Chordata; Actinopteri; Pleuronectiformes; Soleidae. The coding region runs from base 10 to 2649 and encodes 879 amino acids.